AUGUUCAACUGUCCCUCCUGCCACCGCGCAGUCCUCAUCUCCAGCAUCGACCAGCACCUCGACGGCAAAUGUCGAACCCCCACCACCACCUCCUCCUCCUCCUCCGACGCGCCACAGCAGAAGCAGAAACCGCAAAAUAUAGCCUCGAUUUUUGCAAAACCUGCAAAGCGGAAGACGAGCAUCGAGAGUGGUCCUGCUCCGAUCGACCUAGACCAAGAUACCAACGACGCGUCCUCGACAUCUGGCCCUGACGCGCCGGCUAAGAGACUUAAAUCCGAACCAGGCCUCAGCACCCUCAGACACUCUUCUUCCUUCUCCGCCAAACAGCCACCAUCUCAAUCCUCCCCGAAACCCCCGCCAGCCAGCUCGACUUCCGAAUCACCGCAGCCGCCGUCGCGUCGAGACGCAAGACGCGCCGCACUACCGCUCGCAGAGCGCGUCCGCCCUUCGUCGCUGGACGAGUUCGUCGGGCAGAAAAACGUGGUUGGCGAGAAUGGAAUCCUGCGCCGGUUUAUCGAGACCGAUAGUUGUCCGUCCAUGAUACUUUGGGGUCCUCCUGGCGUGGGCAAGACCACUCUUGCUCGUCUCAUAACCGCGUCAACAAAGUCUCGGUUUGUCGAGUUAUCAGCCACCUCGGCCUCGGUCGCAAAGUGCAAAGAUGUCUUUGACGAAGCCCGAAACGAGUUACGGCUCACGCGCCGAAAAACGUAUCUUUUUCUCGACGAGAUUCAUCGCUUCAACAGAGCCCAGCAGGAUAUCUUCCUACCAUACAUUGAAAGAGGGGACAUCAUGCUGAUCGGAGCUACCACCGAAAACCCAUCCUUCAAACUAAACUCAGCGCUCCUCUCGCGCUGUCGCACAUUCACUCUGCAAAAGCUCUCGCAAGACGAGCUCUACACCAUCGUCCGACGGAUCUCGGUCUCUCUCGCAGCCGACUAUAACCUCGACCUCUCAUCAUCUCCGUCUGGCGUGGUCACCGAGGACGCGCUCAGGUAUCUCGCCGGUCUAGCUGACGGAGACGGUCGGUCGGCUAUCAACCUUUUCGAACUCGUAGUCGCCUCCUCACUCCCCAACCCCUCCGCACACACGGCCCCUCCCACUCCGAUCGAAGUCGACCAGCUCAAAAAGGACCUCCAGCGCUCGCACCUGCUGUACGACAGCAAAGGCGACGGCCACUACGACACCAUCUCUGCUUUCCACAAAUCCGUCCGCGGCUCGGACCCCGACGCCGCGCUCUACUACCUCGCGCGCAUGCUCGAGGCCGGCGAACCACCAAUGUACCUCGCGCGGCGCAUGAUGCGCAUCGCGUCCGAGGACGUCGGGCUCGCGGACGACUCGUGUCUGCCGUUUGCGGUCGCGACCGCGGCCGCGGUGGAGAAAGUCGGGAUGCCGGAGUGCGACGUGAUUCUUGCGCACUGCGCGGUAAAACUCGCGACGGCGAAGAAAUCCGUGCGUGUGUAUAGAGCGUAUAACGUGCUCAAGGAUAGGUUCGCACACGACCCCGUAUACCGCGCGGCGUCGGUGCCGAUCCAUCUCCGCAACGCGCCGACGAAGCUGAUGAAGGAGAUCGGGUAUGGCAAGGAGUACAAGUAUAACCCGAACUUUGCCGACGGGAAGGUCAAGCAGGAGUAUCUGCCGCCGGAGAUCCAGGGCACGCAGUUCUUGCAGGAGCUUGAUCUUGGGGUUGAGCGCGAUCCGGACCUCGAGCGCGAGGAGUACUUUUAG
Myxozyma melibiosi is the source of this 1725-nucleotide messenger RNA. RefSeq names its product DNA polymerase III, clamp loader complex, gamma/delta/delta subunit. Bases 1 to 1725 code for a protein of 574 amino acids. Gene Ontology annotation, cellular component: nucleus. Gene Ontology annotation, molecular function: enzyme activator activity; ATP binding; single-stranded DNA helicase activity. The transcript has 3 exons. Lineage: Eukaryota; Fungi; Ascomycota; Lipomycetes; Lipomycetales; Lipomycetaceae. The record is from RefSeq and is a predicted model, not a curated record. Gene Ontology annotation, biological process: DNA-templated DNA replication; DNA synthesis involved in DNA repair.